Messenger RNA from Etheostoma spectabile (orangethroat darter), 924 nucleotides. Its product is annotated as ependymin-like. The transcript is spliced from 6 exons. The record is from RefSeq and is a predicted model, not a curated record. The coding region runs from base 194 to 793 and encodes 199 amino acids. Gene Ontology annotation, biological process: cell-matrix adhesion. Gene Ontology annotation, molecular function: calcium ion binding. Gene Ontology annotation, cellular component: extracellular region; lysosome. Lineage: Eukaryota; Metazoa; Chordata; Actinopteri; Perciformes; Percidae.
AAUGUUUUCUGUUUUAUACUGACAGGUUGGGUGUACACGCUGAGAACUGAAAGAAAACCUGGCAGUGGAUGCAGACUGGGAGCCUUGACCAGCUUGUACAUAAGGGAGUGAGCGCACGAAAGCAGCAGCAGCACACAGCAUUUGCAUCUGUGUGCAGAGGAACGCGUAUCUACCGUACAGCACAUCUGACCACAUGAGAGCCCUGAUCCUGUUUGUGUGCCUGGCAGUGGGCUGCCUGGCUCAGGAACCACGACCAUGCAGAUCCCCAGCACUUCUGACAGGACAACUCUCUGUGUCCUCUCCGAGUAAGAAGCUGAUGGCCUUUGCCAAGUACAGCUACGACGCACUGGGGGAGCGCAUCCGCAUCAGAGAGAUUGGACAUUAUGGCAAAAAGACCUUCCACCAUGAUGUACUUCUACUCUACAGACAGCGUGUCAUGUAUAAGAUAAACUACAGGAACCACACAUGUUGCAAGAAGAGACUGUGUGUAGACUUCCACCCGCUGGCCAUCCCGAGGAACUCGACCCUGCUGGCACAGGUGGUGUUAGGCAGCUCCUCUGGACCGGGGGAAGGAGUCCUGGUAAACACCUGGUUGGGAGAGCUACACAUGAAGAAAGAACCAGGUACAGUACAAGGAAGCAGCAAACUACAUGAGCACUGUCACAGAGUUUGGAUGUGUCCCUGUCAGCACUGUGUUUCACAGCAACAGAACUGGAUGGGUGGUGACCAGCUUCUUCAACAAUGUCAUCGGCCUGACGGACCCUCAACAGCUCCUCAUUCCAGCUAUGUGUAAACACGCCCAGCUGGAGGAAGAGGACGGAGAGGAACCAGAGAGCUUCUUCAGCUUGUUUUAGAAUAGAAUCAUUUCACAAAUGUAGUGCACUGUGAGGAUGGCUACUGUACAGCAUAGGACUCUUUGCAUUG